AUGGAGCCCUUGACUUUCGGGUUGCGGGUCUCUGCCAGCCAGUGGGGUCUUUGGGGGUUCGGGGCUGGUGCAAGCCAGAAGCAAGCCAAGCGGGAUCAUGGGGCCCCUAACGCUAAGCUGGGAACAGCCCACGGCGGUCUGUCUGCGUGGCAAUCAAGGUGCCCCCAGAAGCUGCCCGGCAGUGGAAGAGCUGUGCUGAAGAACUGGUCCCACUUCCAAUUUAGUUACCCGCUGUUCCAAGCUCCAAGGGGGCUGACCUGCCCACCUCCAAUUGGAGGACAAGGCGAUGGGGGAGGUGGGCACAAAUCGAGCAAGGGAAGAAGGGACAACGCAAUCUCUCUGUGCGAUGGCUCAAACAGGGACGGCCCCCAAUGGCUGGCGAUGCUGCUUCCAUAA
Molecule: messenger RNA, 396 nt
Organism: Chaetomium globosum CBS 148.51
Lineage: Eukaryota; Fungi; Ascomycota; Sordariomycetes; Sordariales; Chaetomiaceae
Exons: 1
Coding region: 1-396 (131 amino acids)
Source: RefSeq, a predicted model, not a curated record